CGUUGGAAACUCCUGGAUGGGACUUUGUGGCAAUUUCAGAGAGGAGUUUGACGGUCGACAACUAACUACACCGAUACGGCGACGAAAUUUGCGACAGGAUGGGGAAGCCUACUUUAAAAUUCUGUAUGUGCUUGUGUCUGGUGAUGAACUGCAUAGUUCUUAUUGCCGUUUUGUGCGUGGCCGUCUUGACUCACCAAGGAUGUUCAGACGGGGAAUUUCAGAAAGGUGCCGUUGCUGCAGACUCGGAGAUGUGUUCAAAAAUUGGGCGGGACACACUGAGGGAAGGCGGUUCGGCGGUAGAUGGCGCUAUUGCAACUCUAGUAUGCACAUCCAUUGUUCAUCCACAGAGCAUGGGCAUCGGCGGAGGAUCCAUCUUUACCAUCCGUGAAAAAGACGGGACAGUGAAAAUCAUUAAUGCCCGCGAGACCGUUCCGAAAGUUUUCAAGUCUGACCUGUUGACGAAAUGCCCCCCAUCUUAUCAGCUGAUGUCAGGAACAGUCAGGAAGACAGGCCCAUGCUCGCAGGAAGACCAUGAAGCGUUGGCAGCAACUCAGGAGCAGUUUGCCAAGAGGAUAAGAGGCAUGAUAAAGGAUGGCCAGACCCACGAUGCCCUGUACUACAGCGUGACCCCAUCUAUGGACAGCGUGGGCACCACUCACAUGUCCCUGGUGGACGAGUACGGCAUGGCUGUCUCAGUCACCAGCACCAUCAACCACAUAUUUGGCUCCAAGAUCUUCUCUCCAAAGACGGGCAUCAUCCUGAACAACGAGCUGGCAGAUUUCUGUGGGAAAGUAAGCAGCAUUCAAGCAGGUGAGCAGCCUCCCUCCUCCAUGUCCCCCUCCAUCCUCUACUCCACAUCCAGAAAACACCUGGUUGUGGCCGGCGGAUCGGGGGGUAGCAUGAUCACCACUGGCAUGGCACUGACCCUCAUGAACCAUCUGUGGAUGGGGAUGAGCUUGCAGGAUGCCAUAGCUUCUCCCGUGGUCUUUGUCAACUCCAAAAAUGAAGUGAACUUUGAGCCUAAAUUUGACAAGGAUGUCCAGGCGAACCUCACAGCCCUUGGCCACAGCGCGACGGACAUCAAAUAUUUCUACAACGUCAUCAACGCGGUGUCGGUGAAGGACGGAUGCAUCACUGCCGUGUCGGACGAGCGCAAACUGGGGAAAGCGGCAGGAUAUUAACAGAGUUCGACACACACGCCACCGACUAGAGGAGUCCAUAGAGAGUGGCAGAUUAAAGGCCAAAGAGACGUCAAGGUGAUAUCUGGGAUUUGACUCACGAUUUCAGGCCCUACUGGUUCCUCUCUGAGGGCCAUAUGUGCUGAGGAGGAGUCAAUGUGACUGUAAUGCAGCUCAGACACCGGGCUGUGAAAAGAUGUGUCUUUCCUACUUAACCUUUAGUCAAGGUCAUUUCAGUUGAUGCCAACAACCUCACAGAUCAGUGCUGGAUUUUUUUAUGACAACCUGCUACACUGGAGCAGUUUUAUAUUUGGAGUAGUGCCUUCACUGUGGAGAGAGACAAAAACAGUUUCUGUUAAAAGAUAAUAAUUACAGUAUCGUGCCGUAAAAGGUGCCAUUACACACAGUAGCAUGUGGCCCUCCCUCGUCCCUCACACAGCCAUGAUAUACUGCACACAGUACCUAGAUUUGAAGAGCUCUUUUACGAAACUCUAUGAAGGCCAUUUUAACGAAACUUUCACA
Molecule: messenger RNA, 1700 nt
Organism: Engraulis encrasicolus (European anchovy)
Lineage: Eukaryota; Metazoa; Chordata; Actinopteri; Clupeiformes; Engraulidae
Gene: ggt5a
Product: gamma-glutamyltransferase 5a
Exons: 9
Coding region: 99-1181 (360 amino acids)
Biological process (GO): glutathione catabolic process; inflammatory response; leukotriene D4 biosynthetic process
Cellular component (GO): plasma membrane
Molecular function (GO): glutathione gamma-glutamate hydrolase; leukotriene-C(4) hydrolase activity
Source: RefSeq, a predicted model, not a curated record